Xenia sp. Carnegie-2017 is the source of this 1126-nucleotide messenger RNA. RefSeq lists its product as uncharacterized. The transcript is spliced from 3 exons. NCBI's taxonomy places the organism in Eukaryota, Metazoa, Cnidaria, Anthozoa, Malacalcyonacea, Xeniidae. Gene Ontology annotation, biological process: regulation of DNA-templated transcription. The record is from RefSeq and is a predicted model, not a curated record. Bases 99 to 857 code for a protein of 252 amino acids. Gene Ontology annotation, molecular function: DNA-binding transcription factor activity.
AUAGCUAGAAAAGGAAAGAGUUAGUCGAGUAGGACAAAAAAUGUCCUUAUCUUCUGGGCCGGUCUACCAGCACAAUUGAUGUAUCCUCGAAUUCAGUGAUGAGUUCUGCGUACAUACAGAAAUUUAAUGGCAAUUUUACAGUUAUGAACCCUAAUGGAAGAAGUAUUGAAAUGGGGGAGUGCGGUAGACAUACUGCAAAUUUCUUUAAAGCGUUCAUUGGAACAAACGUUGCCUACAACAACUGCGAAGAGCGUUUAGGUACUCGAGAUGACUUUGUUCCAAAACAAAUCUGUUACUUGAAUAACUUCAUUCAGCAAAAUAGAAAAGAAGAGAAAACUGUGGAUGUCAACAUUAACAACAUUAAAGAAGAGAAAAUCGAGUUGAAUCCGUGUGCAGUUUCUAGUCAAUUGCUUAAAAAGUCGAAAGAGAAAAAAUUUAACCUUCUUCUCAUUGCAACAUCGCUUGAUGAGCGUGAGAUUGCGCAAAAACUGCAAGACAAUCUGCGACCAGAUUCUUACAGCAUGUUACCGAUUGCACUGGACAUAACUGAUGAAGAUGAAUUUAAUUCCCUCAAACGGAAGUUGAGUAAUAUGGACAAGGAAAGCCUUAUCGCUGCUAUUCAAAACUGUACGGGAGAUUUUUUGGACUCAACAAGAAACGACUUGCAGGAAAGAAAUGAAAAAUACUGGAAGCGCAGAAAUAGUAAUAAUGAAGCUGCGAGGCGAUCACGUGAAGCCAAACGAGCACGAUUCAGUUGGAUUCAAAAAAGAAGUAAAGAACUCGAAGUCGAGAAUGAAAAUUUGAGGAAGGAACUGAAAUUCUUGGAGGAAAAAGUGUCUGCUUUAAAUAAUGUAUAGUUCUGGAAAUUUUUUUGUUGUUGUUUUGUUUCUGGGUUUUUUCCUUCACUUCAUACUUUAGUUACGAUUUGCAAUUGGAUUAAUUAUAUUUAGCAUAAGAAUAACAUUUAAAAUGUAAAAAUAAAUUGUAAAUUUUGUAAAUUAGUUUUGUAUAUUUGUACUUAACAGGCAAUACUGUAUAACAGGUUAACGGUACUGGGCAAUGUUAGCUUUAUACUCAAUUGAUUUCGGAACUGCAAUUAGAAAAUAAAACUGCGUUUAUGAUAUAA